Molecule: messenger RNA, 564 nt
Organism: Acytostelium subglobosum LB1
Lineage: Eukaryota; Evosea; Eumycetozoa; Acytosteliales; Acytosteliaceae
Exons: 2
Coding region: 1-564 (187 amino acids)
Molecular function (GO): coenzyme A diphosphatase activity
Source: RefSeq, a predicted model, not a curated record
AUGAGUAGUAAGACAACACUUAACUUUAUAAAGAACUUUGUACCAAGACUUAGAAGUACAAACCAAGGCAUCGUUGGUAUCAAUGUUAGCAAAGGUGUCUUCAACGGUAACAACACCAUCAAGACUGGUGACUUUGUCCGACAAGCAUCCGUGGCAAUCCUCCUAAGACUACGUGAGAGAUCAUCAAACACUCCUUGUAUAUUCAAAUGUACAUGUAAUACAAGAGAUAAUAUGCACUCUGUUCAAUGUUUGGAACAUUAUGUUGCAAAGUCAACUGAUAAUGGUACAUCAGAGAAUGUAACGGCAGAUAUACUUUAUGGAAAGAAGUCUGAGAGAAUUAGAAGGAGAGGUGAGGUAUGCUUCCCUGGUGGCCACAUUGAGAAGGGUGAAACACCAAAGGAUGCUGCUGAGCGAGAGACCCUCGAAGAGAUGGGCAUCGACCUGAAAGGAGAGGAGUAUUCCUAUAUCGGUCGACUUGAUGAUCGUGUCACCUUUGACAAGAUUGGACUCUACACCUUUGGUAUGCUACCCUUCCAUUCAUUCAUACAAACAUCAUCAGACUAA